Lates calcarifer (barramundi perch) is the source of this 3729-nucleotide messenger RNA. It is a transcript of the gene cebpz, whose product is annotated as CCAAT enhancer binding protein zeta. The record is from RefSeq and is a predicted model, not a curated record. Gene Ontology annotation, cellular component: nucleus. NCBI's taxonomy places the organism in Eukaryota, Metazoa, Chordata, Actinopteri, Centropomidae. The coding region runs from base 44 to 3355 and encodes 1103 amino acids. The transcript has 17 exons.
UUUCUCCAUCCGGGUCACUGACUCUUCCCAUGCUGUAGCAAGCAUGGCAGCGAAAAACAAGCACCGCAAAAAGCCUAAAACGACAAAUAAAGUGAGUUUUCAGGCCGAAGAAAACGACGUGGAGGCUGAAAACGGCAGCAGAGAGGAGGAUGAAGACUCAGCAGCGGAUGAAGGUGAAGACAGAGGGAAGAAGAAGAAGAAUGAAGAAGAGUUCAGUCUGGAGGAGGUUUUACGGCUCGGAGGAACUCAGGCCGACUACGUCUUCCUCGCCGGCCUGGACGACUCCAACGAGCUCGUCGAUGGAGGGAAGAAAGGAGCCAUAGACGAUCUGGAGGAGGGCGAGCUGGAGAAAUUCAUCACCAAACUGGGCAUCAGGGCGUUUGCCGGACAGCAGGUCAUUGCAGACGAGCCAGAGGGCGACGACGCUGGAGAAUCUGGAGAGAAGGAGAGUAAAAAGGCCAAAGCAAAGAAAGCUUCAGCAGAGGAAGAACCGUCCAGUUCUCAGCAGAAAGUUGUCACCGACCAGCAGGCAGAGAACAAACAGAAGGCCAAGAAGAGAGCAGACGCUCAGGUAGCCGCGGGGAAAAAGGCCAAACAGAACGCGAAUGUGUUUGAGUUUCAGCAGAGGCAGAUCCUGCUCAUCAAACCUGGAGGGAAAUGGUUCGACCUGGAAUACACAGCCGAGGGUUCGUCGACGCCGCAGGAUCCUCAGCUGGUCUCCCAGUACAAGACGCUCGCCCAGCGUCUGUUCGAGGCCGAGGUCGAGCUCUACAAGAGCAAGAAGAACCUGCAGAAAGGAGCCAACUCCACCUGGAUGAAAACGGUCGUCUCCUCCGGCGUGCUGGCGGACAGGAUGGCGGCCAUGACGGUUCUGAUCCAGGACGCUCCUGUGCACACGCUGGAGCACGUGGAGAACCUGGUGUCCAUGGUGAAGAAGAAAGGCAGCCGGCGGAUGGGUCUGAUGGCUCUGGACACGCUGCGGGAGCUGCUGCUGUCCGACCUGCUGCCAGAGAACAGGAAGCUCCGCCCCUUCACCCAGCACCCGUUCGACCAGCUGGAGGAGAAGGCUAGCGGGAACCGUGACGCCCGUGACCGCCGCCUCGUCCUCUGGUACUUCGAGCACCAGCUGAAGCACCACGUGGCCGAGUUUGUGGUGGCUCUGGACUCCGUGGCUCACGACACGGUGGCGGCAACAAAGGCGAAGGCGCUGGCCACCGCCCACGAGAUGCUGUGCAGCCGCCCGGAGCAGGAGCGGGCGCUGCUCAUCCAGGUCGUCAACAAGCUGGGAGACCCCGAGUACAAGACGGCGGCUAAAGCGUCGUACCUGCUGGAGACACUGCUGCACAAACACCCCAACAUGAAGGCGGUGGUGUGCUGCGAGGUGGAGCGGCUCAUGUUCCGGCCCAACAUCAGCCCGAAGGCGCAGUACUACGCCGUCUGCUUCCUCAGCCAGGUGCUCCUGAGCCACGACGAGGCCGAGCUCGCGGCCAAACUCAUCACCAUCUACUUCUCGUUCUUCCGCGCCUGCGUCAAGAAGAAGGACGUGGAGUCGAAGAUGCUGAGUGUGCUGCUGUCGGGCGUGAACAGGGCGUAUCCCUACGCCAGCACCGGAGACGAGAAGGUGAAGGAGCAGCUGGACACGCUGUUCAAAGUGGUUCACCUGGUGAAGUUCAACACGGCCGUGCAGGCGCUCAUGCUGCUGUUCCAGGUGAUGGACUCGGAGCAGACGGUCUCUGACCGAUUCUACGUCGCCCUGUACAGGAAGUUGUUGGACCCCAGCCUGUCGUCGUCCUCCAGGCAGAACAUGUUCCUCAACCUGCUGUACAAGUCGCUGAAGGCCGACAUCGUGCUGCGGCGGGUCAAAGCCUUCGUGAAGCGUCUGCUGCAGGUCAGCGCCGAGCAGAACGCCAGCUUCGCCUGCGGAGCGCUCUUCCUGGUGUCGGAGGUCAUGAAGGCCAAACCGAGCCUGAAGUUACUGCUGCAGGAGGACGGGGAUGGAGAGGAGGAGGAGUUCAAAGACCUGGCUGAAGAGAAUGACGACGAUGAUGAUGAUGAUGAUGAAGAGGAGCGCUUCGUGGACGCUGACAAACUGGAGGAAGGAGCAAAUGCAGAGGCAGAGGGGCCCAAACCCACGGCAUCAUGGGUACAUCACCAGAACCUGGAAGGAGGGAAGAGCGUGCAGAUCUACGACCCGCUGCACAGGAACCCGUUAUUCUGCGGCGCCGACCACUCGACUUUAUGGGAGCUGCAGAAGCUCGCUCUGCACUUCCAUCCCUCAGUGUCGCUGUUUGCAAAAACAAUCCUGCAGGGAGACUUCAUCCAGUACUCCAGUGACCCUCUGCAGGACUUCACCCUCACCCGGUUCUUGGAUCGAUUUGUUUUCAGAAAUCCCAAACAACUGAAGGGAAAACAAAACACAGAUGCUGCAGUGUUGAAGCCCAAACAGAGGUUACCUGUCGACUCUUUACCAGUGAACUGUGAAGAGUUUCUGUCUAAAGACGAGAGUCAGAUCCCCGUCGACAAAAUCUUCUUCUAUCGCUUCUUCAAGAAACGUCAGCAGGAGAAACAUCUUCGUCGGCCGCGGAGAGACGGCGAUGACGAGAGCGUGGAGGACGUGGACGAUGAAGAGUUUGAGAAAAUACUCGAUUCCUGUGAGGGAGACUCGUACUUCACUGACCUGGGAAAUGAUGAUCUGGACUUUGCAGGUAACAUGAAGAGUAAAAAAGGUAAGAAAGGCGCAGAGGACUCGGACUCUGAUGUGGACGACUCGGACAUGGACAACCUGGACGACGAGGAGGUGUCUCUGGGCAGCAUGGACGAGGAAGACUUUGGAGACGAGCUGGAAGACGAAGGAGGGACGUUCAUGGAUCCUGACGGAGGUGGAGAUGAAGACGACGACGAUGACGAUGAUGAUGAAGUUCCAGAGCUGGAGGAUGGCGAUGCUGCAUUUGGUGAUUCAGACGAUGAGAUGGACGUUCCUCCUCGCACCAAGAAGGGGAAGAGGAAAUCCUCAGAGGAGCUCGACUUCUCUGAAUCUUUAGGAUCUAAACCAGGGAAGAAGAAGAAGAAAGGAAAGAAAGACGCUGCCAUGUUUGCUUCUGCUGAGGAGUUUGGAUCUCUGCUGGACGAGAACGCCGGCUCCAAGUUUGACAACAUCGGGCUGAACGCCAUGGCCAACGCUGACAGAGCAGGUCUGAAGCAGCUGAAGUGGGAGGCUCAGCGAGACGACUGGAUCCACGGCCGCGACGCCACGACGCUGCGCAGGAAGAAGGCGGCGUUCAACAAGAAGACGGCGAUGUUCGGCCGAGGCAGGACGGGAGGCAGGACGUUCGGGAACAAGAAGAAGAGGAAGUAGCCGUUCUUUUGUUUUUUAAAUUAACGUGGACUUUUCUCUGACGGACAGCUUCAGUCCCGCUUGGCCGACCAGGCUUCCUGGUCUCGCUCUCGGAUGCCGUAGACCCCCCCCCACUCGUUGGACUUGUAGUAAACUGGGAGGAAACAGAGGAGCAGAAACUGGUUUCUCUCUCAUCGACGAGAAAAAAGACAACGUGAAGAGGAGCCAUGUUUUUAUAAAAAUGAAAGACUUUGGUGUCUGAGACGUCACUUUGAUGCAGAUGAUUAUUUCAACAUUUAAUACAAAUCCAAGAGAUUUUCUUCUAUACAACUCUAUAAUAACCAUGUGUGUUAUAUGAAAAGAUGUCAACUAAAAUUAAAGUUAUUUUUUCCUGA